AAUUCUACUUUUAAUACAAUGGCUUUGACUGCUGGAAUUAUAAUAAUUAACGCUGUCUUAUUCGGAACAGUUUACUCAAACAAAUGCAAUUCAUUUGAAAUAAGCAAGGACAAUCUUAAUAAAGCUUUGAUCGGUCAUUCCGUGUUAGAAGUUAAUGAUAAAAACCAUCACGAUUGUGCGCGAACCUGUAUGUCAAUGUCCGUCUGUAAAUCGUUCGACUUUGACAGAAACGAGCACGUGUGUAAAUUAAACGAUGUUGACCAGUCGUCCGUUGAUCCGUCGGAGUUUGAAACAAAGCGAGGCUCUAUAUUCUCUGAUAUCAGCGAAUGGCCUAGCAGAAUGGUUGGAAGUUGUGGCUCAAAGCCGUGUAAAGCGAACCAAAGAUGUUACCAAAAUGUUGCUUCACAUGUGUGCAAAGACAUAACCUGUGCUUUUGAUCAGAAAAUUGGAAAUGGUGAAAUACAGACUAUAACUCCUGACGAAAACAAGUUUCUCGACGUAGCUCAAGUAAAAUGUGACGAAGGAUAUGUUCCUAGUCAACAAGAGGUGAAAUGUGAGGCUUCGGGACAAUGGCAGUCUGCAACGUGCACGAAAGAAAAAUUACCAAGUGAUUGUAAAGAAGUCCUUGAUAAGGCUCCUGGGGCGAAAAGUGGACAAUAUGAGAUAAAACUAUGGAAAUCUGGGAAGAUUCUGACCGUGAAUUGUGACAUGGAAACCGACGGCGGAGGUUGGACGCUAUUUCAUAGGCGAAUAGACGGGUCAUUGGACUUUUAUCGCAACUUUACAGAGUAUGAGAAUGGCUUUGGGAACGUUGAUGGAGAGUUUUGGCUAGGUACAUCUAAUAGCUUUGAGUAUAAUAAUCAACAGUCAUUUUCAACUUACGACCGUGAUCUUGACGGCAGUAUAAAUAAUAACUGCGCCGCGGACAGACAUGGAGCCUGGUGGUAUUAUAGCUGUACUCGUGUCAAUCUAAAUGGAUACUAUGCGACGCCAGGCACGGAAUGUGAAUUCCCCGGUGCCGAUAUUGGUGUCUGUGGACACUGUCAUUAUGGGUUUGAUGAACGUUUGUCAUUGAGAACGUCAUCAAUGAUGAUAAAAAGAAAAUAA
Ruditapes philippinarum (Manila clam) is the source of this 1107-nucleotide messenger RNA. Its product is annotated as fibrinogen gamma chain-like. The transcript has 6 exons. The coding region runs from base 19 to 1107 and encodes 362 amino acids. The record is from RefSeq and is a predicted model, not a curated record. NCBI's taxonomy places the organism in Eukaryota, Metazoa, Mollusca, Bivalvia, Venerida, Veneridae.